AUAAUCCUUCCUCUUCUUCAUCUUCUUCUCCUCUCCCGCUUUUUUUCGAUUCGCCGAUCUCUUCACAUUCUCUUCCCGGAAUCUCCGUAAUUCCCGCCGUAGAUCUGCUUCUUAAUCGUUAUUGGGAUCUCUGCUUACCGGAGAUCCGAGUUUCCGUGACAAUUUUCGCCGUUUCUUUUUUUUUUUGGGGGAUUUUUUAUCGAGAUUCGUUCUUAUGUCUGAAGAAGUACCUCAACAAUUCCCAUCUUCUAAGCGGCAGCUUCAUCCUUCUCUUUCUUCUAUGAAGCCUCCUCUAGUUGCUCCUGGUGAGUAUCACCGGUUUGAUGCGGCGGAGACUCGCGGUGGUGGAGCUGUUGCUGAUCAGGUUGUCUCUGACGCGAUUGUGAUCAAAUCUACUCUGAAGCGUAAGACAGAUUUGGUAAACCAAAUAGUUGAGGUCAAUGAAUUGAAUACCGGUGUUCUUCAAACACCUGUAUCAGGGAAAGGGGGGAAAGCCAAGAAAACUUCUAGGUCUGCGAAGUCUAAUAAGUCUGGAACGCUAGCUUCUGGCUCUAAUGCAGGUUCUCCUGGAAAUAACUUUGCACAGGCCGGUACUUGUCGAUAUGAUAGUUCGUUAGGUCUUUUGACAAAGAAAUUUAUCAAUUUGAUAAAACAAGCAGAGGAUGGUAUUCUUGAUCUAAACAAAGCAGCUGAUACUUUAGAGGUACAAAAGAGAAGGAUAUAUGAUAUAACCAAUGUGUUAGAAGGAAUAGGUUUGAUAGAGAAGACGCUUAAGAACAGGAUUCAGUGGAAGGGUCUCGAUGUCUCAAAACCAGGAGAAACAAUCGAAAGCAUAGCUAACCUACAGGAUGAAGUACAAAACCUCGCAGCUGAGGAGGCAAGAUUAGAUGACCAAAUCAGAGAAUCACAAGAAAGAUUAACAAGCUUGAGUGAGGAUGAAAACAACAAAAGGUUACUGUUCGUCACUGAAAACGACAUUAAGAACCUACCAUGCUUCCAGAAUAAGACGCUGAUAGCUGUAAAGGCACCGCAUGGAACAACUCUUGAGGUUCCAGAUCCUGAUGAGGCUGGUGGUUAUCAGAGGAGGUACAGAAUCAUUCUGAGAAGCACAAUGGGACCAAUAGACGUGUACCUAGUCAGUCAAUUCGAAGAGAGCUUUGAGGACAUUCCUCAGGCUGAUGAACCUUCAAAUGUUCCUGAUGAACCCUCUAAUGUCCCUGAUGUACCUUCAAAUCUUCCAUCAACAUCUGGUCUCCCUGAGAACCAUGAUGUAUCUAUGCCGAUGAAAGAGGAAAGCACCGAAAGAAACAUGGAAACACAGGAAGUUGAUGAUACGCAAAGAGUUUACUCUGACAUCGAAUCUCAUGACUUUGUCGAUGGUAUCAUGAAGAUUGUUCCUCCAGAUUUGGAUAUGGGUGUAGAUUACUGGUUUCGAUCAGAGGUAGGCGAAGUCAGCAUCACAGACAUGUGGCCAGAUGAAUCUGGACCAGACUGGAACCAGAUGAUUACAUUUGAUCAAGACCACGCUGGACCGAGCGACAACAAAAUCUUGGAGCAGCCACAAACUCCAUCGAGCCCAACACCAGAAGAAUCCACUGCUACGAGAUCACCUACAGGUAGCUGAAGUUACCAUACCACAUUACAAGCACCACCAUAUAUCUGUACAUAGAAUCUGAUUUCGGUGAAACCAGAGUUAAUGUUGUACUUGUACAGUAGCUGCAUUGCAUUAUCAUAGAAUAGAGAUUGCAAAAUAAAAGUAGAGAAACCAACCCCUUCGUUGUAUUCUUCAUUUUUUUUCUUUGUUAGCUUCUCAGGCUUAAUAUAGAAUUAGCCUUAGCCCAUUGAUUUCUUAAUAUUGGUCUUGUUCAUGUGAAACUGCAAAACCUUUUAGAGUUGUAGACGGGUGCUUAGUAGUUUUACAUGCUCCAUUUCCGGUUUACCAAAAAGGUAACCAGAUCGAAACUAAAACAUAUUUCCGUUCAUCAAAAAUCUUGACGAAAACAUAUUGG
Molecule: messenger RNA, 2009 nt
Organism: Arabidopsis thaliana (thale cress)
Lineage: Eukaryota; Viridiplantae; Streptophyta; Magnoliopsida; Brassicales; Brassicaceae
Gene: E2F1
Product: E2F transcription factor 1
Exons: 14
Coding region: 215-1624 (469 amino acids)
Biological process (GO): regulation of DNA-templated transcription; regulation of transcription by RNA polymerase II
Cellular component (GO): cytoplasm; transcription regulator complex; nucleus
Molecular function (GO): RNA polymerase II cis-regulatory region sequence-specific DNA binding; protein dimerization activity; DNA binding
Source: RefSeq, marked reviewed